This is a messenger RNA of Geodia barretti, 315 nucleotides long. The record is from the annotation of a GenBank genome assembly. NCBI's taxonomy places the organism in Eukaryota, Metazoa, Porifera, Demospongiae, Tetractinellida, Geodiidae.
GGAGAGGAGCAGAUCCAACAUUUUGGUCUCUACGACUACGGGUACACCUCUGUCCUUCCACUUCAGCCCAUCUCUGUGAGAUACGUUUCAGAAGAUCCCUUUACCCUCUCCUGUUACUCCACCCACCUACCUCCCUACCAGCUCACUUUUUCGGAGCAGAUACUAAACCCAUACGCUGAAAGACCCACAUACCCAAACUCUUCCCACCUUAUUGAUAGAAGAAACUCAACUUACGACAAUGUCCUGGCUGCAAAUCCUCAACCCAGCAUCCCUAAUUACAUAUGCCGUGUGUCGGUUAAAGUCCAGCCUUUUUAU